CCGGAAGGAUCAAGGGCCUGGAGACCUCUGGGUUUGGCAAGGUUGCCCCCACUGGCGCUGAAUAGGGCUAAUGUGGGGUGGGGUUUGGGUGGACCCAAAAAGGGGCCGAGCUGGGUAGGCAACUGCGCUCCCUAAGCUCCAGAUUGGCCAAGGGCGGAGUUUGACGUUUAGCGUUGUCUGGAAGCUUUGGGAAGCUCUGUGUGUUGUGGGUGGGUUUUGGAUAGAUGGUAAAGGGAAGUGUUAGGGGCUAUAGGAGCCCCUUCUGCCGAGAGGAGAAACUUAAGGGACAGGGCAUCAGAUGAGCUUUGCUGGGAAUAGGUGAAGGAGUGAACUUUGGGAUGAAGUGGACAAAAGUAUAGCUCGGUAGCACCUCUGGCAACUCAGGUGCCAUGGCCUUGAUCGAAGGCGUAGGCGAUGAGGUGACUGUCCUUUUUUCGGUGCUUGCAUGCCUUCUGGUGCUGGCCCUUGCCUGGGUCUCAACACAUACCACUGAGAAUACAGACCCCCUGCCACAGCCGUCAGGGACCGCAACCCCAGCACAGGCCAGCGAAGCCAUGGCAGCCACAGACAGCAUCAGAGAGGAGGCCCCAGGGGCUGAAAGCCCCAGCCUGAGACACAGAGGUCCAUCAGCACAUCCAGAACCUGACACCGAGGUCACAGCAACAGCACCACCUCCUGACUCCCUGCAGGAACCCCUAGUGCUACGGUUGAAAUUUCUCAAUGACUCUGAGCAGGUGGCCAGGGCCUGGCCUCAGGACACCAUCGGCUCCUUGAAAAGGACCCAGUUUCCGGGCCGGGAACAGCAGGUUCGACUCAUCUACCAAGGCCAACUGCUAGGAGACGACACCCAGACACUGGGCAGCCUCCACCUCCCCCCCAACUGCGUUCUUCACUGCCACGUGUCCACGAGAGUCGGUCCCCCACAUCCCCCCUGCCCACCAGGGUCAGAGCCCGGCCCCUCCGGGCUGGAAAUCGGCAGUCUUCUGCUGCCCCUGCUGCUUCUGCUGCUGCUCCUGCUUUGGUACUGCCAGAUCCAGUACCGGCCCUUCUUUCCCCUGACAGCCACCCUGGGCCUGGCCGGCUUCACCCUGCUCCUCAGUCUCCUGGCCUUUGCCAUGUAUCGCCCGUAGUGCCUCCACGGGCUUUUGGCAGCGUUGCCAGCCCCUCUGGACCUCAGUCCCCAAGGCGCAAAGGGAGCUGCUGUCUGCCCAGGCCCACCUCACCCGCUGCCUGCCUUUUCCCACUCCCCUGGAGCCCAGCCUUGCGCCGCAGAGGACUCCAGGGCUUAGCGGAGGCUUCUCCCUGUGAUCUUCAUAUCUCGGGGCCAUCAUCUGGGGCUGCUGGCCCUCAGCCUUCGCAGACAGUGGGUUCUUCUGGAUCAGGCACUUGCUGUCGCUGCCUUGGCCCGGCGCAAAGCUGGGCCACCCCACUGGGCCCAUCUUAGUGUGCUGCCAGAGGACCUAGGUACGUCUAGUUCCAAAGAGCUGCCGUGGCUGAGUUGGGGACCGAUGGACUAGGAGACUGGUGAAGGGGAGUUGAGAGGAGCGGAGCUGUUUUCUGGAAUUUGUGCAGAUUAAAGAAACUGACGUUUUCA
Molecule: messenger RNA, 1594 nt
Organism: Myodes glareolus (Bank vole)
Lineage: Eukaryota; Metazoa; Chordata; Mammalia; Rodentia; Cricetidae
Gene: Tmub1
Product: transmembrane and ubiquitin like domain containing 1
Biological process (GO): ERAD pathway
Molecular function (GO): protein binding
Source: RefSeq, a predicted model, not a curated record